This is a messenger RNA of Postia placenta MAD-698-R-SB12, 795 nucleotides long. RefSeq lists its product as hypothetical. The transcript is spliced from 6 exons. The record is from RefSeq and is a predicted model, not a curated record. The coding region runs from base 1 to 795 and encodes 264 amino acids. NCBI's taxonomy places the organism in Eukaryota, Fungi, Basidiomycota, Agaricomycetes, Polyporales, Adustoporiaceae.
AUGGCUGAUGCGUCGCCACCAACGGGCCCCGCGCCCCGCGGUGCAUUGCGCGUCGAGAUGGGCUGCGCGCGACCGCUCGCAACACAGCAGCAGCAGCGGCAGCGCGCUGGUUUGGCCGCGGCGCGGGCCCGCCGUCGACAGCGACGACGGUCAGCCUGCAGGACGCACGCGGGCUCGACCGUGCGGUGCGCGCAUGGCGCGUCGGGCACACAGCCGCGCCGUAGCGAGCGAGCGUGGAUGGACGAGAAGACGCGGACGGACGCCGCAGCGUUUCGGCGCCCCGCGUUCUCGCAUUCUAGUUGUCCUGGCGAGCAGAUACGCGAGCGCGCGGGCGCCCGUGCCACCGGCGCGGAUACGGGUGCGACACGUCACUGCACGCUACUGGUGUGCGAGCGUGCGACGGUGGACCAGGCGGACGGACGCGGACGUGGGAAGUGCACGGCAGAGCGCGAUAUAAGGGUCGAGCGGGGACAGGGAGGGACGGUCGCCAGCAGCUGUUUCUUCGACGGUGCGUUUGCGGUGCUGAAGGGGGUCGCGGUGUCGCUGCUGUUGGUGCGCUGUCCAUGGUAUGUCUUCCCCGCUGUCCCGCGCUCCACGGGCCCUAGCACUGGUAGCAGGAUGCACGUCGUUGGCCUGCCCAUGGAUGCAGCGAGCCACCCGGUGCUGCAUGGACGGCGGCUGCUACAACAGCCACCGCUGCCGCCGUCGGGGUUGUAUCUGUCAUGGUCGUUUGUUUCGACGACGUGGUGCGGCGCAGCGGAGGCGCGGGCAGCGGGAGCGCGGGGUUCGAUGUGA